GGGAAGGACACAGGAAAGGGAGGGGGUGAGUGCGUGUCCCCCGCUGCCACACACACACGGGCACACGCACACACGCACGGCAGCCCGGGAGGGGCAGGCGCCUCCUCCCCGCAGCCUUAAAACCGGCCAAGUCCCCCCGGCGGGGCGCAGCGGCGGCUCCCGGCGAGCUGCAGCCCCCGACGGGGCGGCCCGGCCCCGGGAUGCACCCGAACGGUUCUGCCCCCGGCGGCCCCCCCGGCCCGCAGCCCAGCGCCUUUACCAACGCGUCCAACCGCUCCGACCCGCUGCUCCCCAAAGGGCCCGACGAGGAGGACCUGGACGUCAACACCGACAUCUACUCCAAAGUCAUGGUGACCGUCAUCUACCUGGCUCUCUUCUUGGUGGGCACCGUGGGCAACUCCAUCACGGCGUACACGCUGGUGCGCAAGAAGUCGCUGCAGAACCUGCAGAGCACUGUGCACUACCACCUGGCCAGCCUCGCCUUCUCUGACCUCCUCAUCUUCCUCCUCUGCAUGCCCAUCGAGCUCUACAACUUCAUCUGGGUCCACCACCCCUGGGCUUUCGGGGGGGCCGUCUGCAAGGGCUACUAUUUCCUGCGGGACGCCUGCACCUACGCCACGGCGCUCAACAUCGCCAGCCUCAGCGUGGAGCGCUACAUGGCCAUCUGCCACCCCUUCAAAGCCAAGAGCAUCAUGUCCCGCAGCCGCACCAAGAAGUUCAUCAGCUGCAUCUGGAUCGCCUCCUUCCUCCUCGCCAUCCCCAUGAUCUUCACCAUGGGGGAGAUCUACUUCAAGAACCAGGAUCCGGACUCCCUCAUCUGCACCACCAUCGUGGAUGCCUCCACGCUGAAGACAGUCAUCCAGGUCAACACUUUCAUCUCCUUCGUGUUCCCCAUGGUCGUCAUUUCCGUGCUCAACACCAUCAUCGCCAACCAGCUCCUGGUCAUGUUCAAGCAGGCGGCCCAGGAAAACCAGGUGUGCACCAUCGGCGGGCAGCAGACGAUGCUCAGCAUGUCCAUGGAGCCUGGCCGCGUGCAAGCCCUGAAGCACGGCGUCAGGGUGCUGCGUGCUGUGGUGAUCGCCUUUGUGGUGUGCUGGCUCCCCUACCACAUACGGCGCCUCAUGUUUUGCUACAUCCCCUCCAGCCACUGGACAGAUUUCCUUUACAACUUCUACCACUACUUCUACAUGCUGACCAACGUCCUCUUCUACGUCAGCUCGGCCAUCAACCCCAUCCUGUACAACCUGGUGUCUGCAAACUUCCGACAGAUCUUCCUCUCUACGCUCACGCUCCUGUGCCUGCCGUGGAGGAAGAAGAAGAAACGACUGGCCUUCACCAGGAAAUCCAACAGCAUCUCCAGCAACCACACAUUUUCCAGCCAGGUCACAAGGGAAACAACAUACUGAAGCCAAAGGAGGAAGGGAAAUGCAUUUCAUCGUGGAGUCAAAACUCGAGAGAGGCCUCUGUGACUUUCAGGCAUGGUCUCCAAAUUCACGUAACACAAGUGUGUUUAGCAAAGUCAUUUUUGUUGGCAAAAUAGGCUUCAUUCUGCCAGUAACUUUGAGGUUAUUUUAACGCGUUGGCCUUGCCUCUUGUGAGUAAUGUCUACACAUUUUGUAACUUCGGUCUGGCAUAAAUCCAGGUGCAGUGCUAACUGGGAAGCCAAUGUAUGUUAAACGUAAGCAAAUUCA
Oxyura jamaicensis (ruddy duck) is the source of this 1691-nucleotide messenger RNA. It is a transcript of the gene NTSR1, whose product is annotated as neurotensin receptor 1. The transcript has 4 exons. Gene Ontology annotation, biological process: neuropeptide signaling pathway. Gene Ontology annotation, cellular component: plasma membrane. The record is from RefSeq and is a predicted model, not a curated record. Lineage: Eukaryota; Metazoa; Chordata; Aves; Anseriformes; Anatidae. The coding region runs from base 201 to 1406 and encodes 401 amino acids. Gene Ontology annotation, molecular function: G protein-coupled neurotensin receptor activity.